Molecule: messenger RNA, 930 nt
Organism: Racocetra persica
Lineage: Eukaryota; Fungi; Glomeromycota; Glomeromycetes; Diversisporales; Gigasporaceae
Source: the annotation of a GenBank genome assembly
AUGGAGUACCGAUAUUUGGGUCACAGUGGACUCAAAAUUUCGGUUCUUUCUCUUGGUGGCUGGGUUAACUUCGGCCGAAUUUCACCAGAUGUAACUUUAAAAUGCAUGCAGGUAGCAUUCGAGAAUGGCAUUAACUAUUUCGAUACUGCGGAAGUUUACGACGGCGGAAAAUCUGAAAUCGAUAUGGGUAAUGCAAUCAAGAACUUGGGUUGGAAACGAUCUAAUUUUGUAAUAUCCACAAAAAUCUUUUGGGGUGGAAAAGGUCCAAAUGACCGAGGAUUAUCUAGAAAACAUAUUAUUGAGGGGUUAAACGCGUCUCUGAAAAGACUAGAGUUGGAUUAUGUUGACAUUGUAUAUGCUCAUAGACCAGACCCUGAUACCCCAAUGGCAGAAACAGUUCGCGCUUUCAACUAUGUAAUUAACCAAGGGAAGGCGUUCUAUUGGGGAACUUCUGAAUGGGCAGCUCAUCAAAUAGUAGAAGCUUAUAGUGUUGCUAAUCAACUUUUACUUAUUCCUCCACUGGUUGAACAAACACAAUACAACAUGUUCCAUCGCGAACGUGUAGAACAUGAAUAUAUUUCUUUAUUCAAAGAAUUCAAAAUGGGUGCUGCAGUCUGGUCACCUCUUGCCGGCGGUAUCUUGACGGGUAAACAUAAUGAAAAAAUAGCUGAAGACUCUCGAUUAGCGUUACAAGACAAUGCUCCCAUUGCUGAUAAAAUCGGGAUGACAUCUGCCCAACUUGCAAUUGCUUGGUGUAUUAAACAACCAAACGUCAAUACUGUAAUCACUGGUGCAUCCAAACCUGAACAAAUAGAAGAGAAUAUUCAAGCAGUAAAAUUGGCGUGCAGACUGACACCAGAUGUUUUAAAGGAAAUUGAAGAUAUAUUAAAUAAUAAGCCAUCUCCUCAAUUCAAUUUCAGAAAUUGUUAA